Molecule: messenger RNA, 381 nt
Organism: Penicillium egyptiacum
Lineage: Eukaryota; Fungi; Ascomycota; Eurotiomycetes; Eurotiales; Aspergillaceae
Source: the annotation of a GenBank genome assembly
AUGGCCACGGAAGAGGAAAAUGAGCUUUUCGAAAUUAUAUCCUCGUACAGUGAGCCCCAUGACUAUGAAGAACAAGCGUCAAUCUCUGAGCACUUAGAGGGAGAUAUUUCGGAAAUAAGUGAAGACGGCGCAUUCGUGGUGUCGGAUGGAGAUCAAUCACCCUACUCGAACAGACCCUCUGAGUCUUCUAACUACAGCCAGCACUGCCACCACAGGCAUGACGAUGACUUUUCUAAUCCUAUUGGCCACAAAAUACCGAUAAGCACAAUUGCUAAACGCGUUAUCCACCAGAAUGAUAGUCCUGUUGUACAAUAUUUGGUCCUAUGGCGGUCCUGGGAGCUGGAAAAGCCACAUAUGAGUGGCAUGGCCGAGAAGAUUUGA